UCAACAUGGAGAUCUAUACACAAAUCAUUUUUCUGAACAUGUUGAACGAUAAAAACCCGUAUUUGAAGAUGAUUUAUUGCAAAUAACGUUACCUCUAACAUCAAGCCGGAAACCAUGUUACUACUUAAUCCAACCUUUUGCUUCAGGAUGAGAUAACAGACAACGCGCCACAAUGUCCACCCCACAGCCUGGUGUCCGGCACACUGAAACACCAUCGGAGAAAGAAGACAUCUCCUCCAACAUAGCCGCCAGGAAUGCCAUUGGGUACUUCGAGCGUUACGAACGCUAUGAAUGCCAGGAGCUUCUUGCGUAUUCAUCCUCCCAUUGGAUGCUCUCAACGGAUGACUUCAAACUACCUACAGAGCCCCCUAGUGGACUCAUAAGUGCUAUGCCACCGAUAGCGCAAAACAGCUGUGUCUUCAUGGUUCCAGAGGACCCUGACGUCGCUGCUUUAGAUUUACGUGAAAUUCAUCAAAUUAUCCGUGAAUUGACAAUCGGGAUUUAUUCUUUGAAUCAGUUGCCGACAGUCGCUUUGGAAGCAAACUUUGAUCAGAGUACGAGCAUUCAGCUUCCGCCUGCAUACCUUGACACUAAAGUCGGCCAGGUUUUGUCCAAUAUAGACUACAUGAUGAAAGCCCUAUGGCAUGGUGCAUAUUUCCCAAAGGAAAAAAGGACUAAGUUUACUGAAAGAUGGCGCUCAAAUCUAGAUGUGAAUUCGAAUGGGAAGCCGGAGACGAAAAAACCUCUGAUUACAGAAUUUACAAGUGCAGGCAUGCUGGACAUCACAAAAGAUCCAGAUUAUGCAGACGUCUACGAUAAACUCCCCGAAGAACAACCAGGUGACAUUGAAAUGGCGGAAGAGCGUCGAUUCUUCAUGUCACGUGUGGAGGACCUCUCGAUGCAGAUUACGGCAUUUCAAAAAACUGUGCAGCUACACCACAACUUAUUCGUACUGGAUCCUGAUUGGUUGGUUAGUAGUGUGGUUCAUAUCCUGGAGGAUAAACUGGACCAGCACGGUUACGAGCGUCUGAAUGCUCGGCUUCAGAUGCAUCAGACAUUAGUCAAGGAAUCCCUCACGAAUAAAGUGGAAGUGCGCCGACAAAUCGGAUUACUCAAGUUGAUUAGUUUUUUGGUGCCGUUUUUAGUUGCGAUGAGGAAGAAAAUGAAAGUACCGGAGUUGAAUCAGUUGUUACCGCCGCUUGUUGGUGAUGAAAUCCGCACGGAGAGGGAGUACCCCCCACUCAUCCUGGGAUCAGACUUCAAGUGUAAAAACUUUGGGUUUCAUGGACAAUACUUUCACCUGCAUGGGGGUAUUGUGAUUGAUCACGAGACGCCAGUGCCGACCACUCCCUCCACUUCCAUCCUGGAGGAGUACGAGACGAUAACAUUAGAAGCGUCCCGUGCCAAUUCCAAGUAUCUCCAGCCAGAUCUGCCUCUACAGGAAUCCUAUCAUUUGCCCUCGUUUGAGUUCGAUGGCAAAAACUACACCGUUUUUGCUCUCGAAUUCGAGACGUAUUACCCACAAGUCCCUCAGAAGCCGAAGUGGGUGCAAAUCAUGGCGGAGGAAAUCGCGAAACUCAAACCCAAACGGCUGCCGCUCUCUGAUAUUCAUACUCAUGAACAGUUCAAGAAGUACUUUGGUUACAAAAAGGCUAUCAAAUAUAAGACACUGCCCAACGGAUUGAAGGCAGCCUCCCAGCGAGGCCUCACAGCGAUGUUCAUGACGCUUUGCCGCAAGUGUCCAGCCUCGCGACUAUCCAAACAAGACGAAGUCGGAAUGUCACUGAUACACUAUGCAUCGAUGUGGAAUCGGCCGCAGAUUAUCACGACGCUCAUUCUCCAGGGGAUCGACGUCAAUGUGCGGCGACAUAGCUUACAGGCAACAGGUCCCACCGCCCUCCAUCUUUCAUGUCGCUGCGGAUCUCUUGACGCGGUUGCCUGCCUCCUUGCUAACUGUGCGAACAUCCUGGCAGCGGACCGAGAAGGCUGGGCCCCCAUCCACCAUGCCGCUUUCUUCGACCACGAGCCAGUCAUCAAACUGCUGGUGCACAAACACGACACAUUGCUUGAGCUACAAACAAGAAGCGAUAUGCACUCCACCCCUCUCCUUCUGGCAGCCAGUUCUGGGGCCCUGAGUGCCGUCAAAUGUCUCAUUGAAUUAGGUGCUGGGAUCACGCGCAAGGACGACGGCGGUAACAACAUGGUCCAUCUGGCGGCGCUGCGGUUCCAUACGAAUGUGCUGGAAUACUUCAUCAAAUGGAAUCACCCAGAUGUUCAUGUUUGGAAGUUGUUAGUGGGUAUGAUGAGGGAUAAGGAUCUCCGGAAGAAGGAUAGUGCCGUCAAGUGCCUUGAAGUUCUGUCAACAUCUGAGGAUGAUCACUGGACCUACAUCUUGGAAGCAGAUGGGGUCCCAGCUCUCGUCGACCUACUCAAGAUUGAUAACGAGGAGCUACAAUCCGUUGCUGCAUCUGUCCUCUGUAACAUCUCGGAGCAUGCUCCUGUCCGCCAGUCGCUGACCAAAGCAGAUGCAGGGCCAAUCCUGAUCCAGCUGUUAGCAUCACCUGUCGAUGACAUCCAAUCACGUGCUGCCAUUGUCUUGGCAGAUUUGGCGUGCGUUGAUAAUAAUCAGACGGCUAUAGCAGGAAUUGGCGGCAUCCCACCGUUGGUGAAUCUCUUGGACUCGGAGCUGGAGGACGUGUUGGUAAAUGCUGUCAACGCAAUUCGCGUCCUCUGCGACAACAAUCAGUCGAAUCAAACGGAGGUUGCAGUGAAUGGAGGCUUGGAACCACUUGUCGAGUUCUUGACCAUCAGUUCAGACAUGUUACAGGCAGCAGCGGCGGCUGCUCUUGCUGCUGUUUCUAAGGGUCACCGUGACAACCAAGAUGCCGUGGUUGGAGAGGGUGCUGUCAAGCCCCUCGUCGAUCUCAUCAAAGGACGUAAUGUCACUGUCCAAGUGAAAGCAGCGAGUGCCCUGGAAGCCCUCGCAAACGACAACGCGGACAGUCAGAAGGCAUUCCUGGACCUGGACGCGCCGAAAGCUCUCAUCAAGUUACUCAAGAUUUGGUCAGUGGAGGUACGAGAGCAGGGCGCCCUUGCCCUGUGGGCGCUGGCAGGUCAUACGACGACACGACAGAAAUACAUCGCAGAGAGGAUCGGAAUCCAACAACUCAUUGAGAUUCUUCUCAUCAACUCAGAGAAGCUUCAGUAUGUUGGUUGCAUGGCGAUGAUUGCCCUUGGCAGGGAGAACAUAGAUAACCAGAAGAAGAUAUCGGAAGAAGGCGGCAUCCAACCUCUAGUGCGUCUCAUCAGAUCAGGAAAGGCAUCAGCCCGGGUGCUGCAUAUGGCGAUCAGGACAUUAGGGACACUCUGUGUGGGUGUUGCUCACAGGAACAACAAAGUCACUCAGAGACGUAUAACAGAAGAAAACGCCAUGGUUACGUUAGUACAGCUCCUUGUCAACCCACCAAACAUUGAGAUCCAAGUCGAGGUCGCGAGUACUUUAGGAUGUCUCGUACUCAGCAACGCUGAUAGCCAGGAACGCCUGAAGGAACACACCGAUUUCCAGUUUGAGAUUCUGUUGGACUUGCUCAAGUCGCCCGACAAGGACAUUGUGCUCAAAGCUGGUAAAGCUCUGACGAUCUUUGCCUUCAACAACACGCCACAGCAGUACGCAAUCCGGGAGGCGGGUGGUAUCAAAUACUCAGUGUUCCAGGACUUCAUAGACAGCGACAAUGACUUCUAUAAGUGUAGUGCUGCAUUUCAGAUUGUCGUGCUUGCACGUGUGAUCAUUGACCGAGAUCAAGUCUCCCUCACCGCCCUCGGCGUAACGACACUGGUGGAAACUCUGAGUUCAAAAGAUGACAACGCUGUGAUCCUGGCAGCGAGUCUCAUGUCCAGUCUCGCUCACACCAGGGCCGGGAUUCCCGAUGCCAUGAUCACGACAGGGUCAAUAGAAGUCCUCGUCGCUUUGCUCAAGUCUGAGAACGAACUUGUACGUGGGGCGUGUGCUGUUGCCCUUGGUUACCUGUCGUUUAAUCGUACGGCUGCCCGGAUGUUACUCGUGUGGUGUCGUAACACACCAGGACUGUAUAAACAGAUGAUGGACAAUAUCGGGAAGAAUGCGAAGAUAAGCCCGGAGUUUACUGAUGAUUUCCGACGAGCUAAGAUUGUUGGUUUACCAUCGCAGAGCUUGGAGAUAAAUGGAGGGCCACCUGUGAACCCACCGAUCAAGAAACUAGAUCUCAUAAUUCCACCAAUCACAGACGGACCAAGACCCGGAACGACCCAGAGUUUCCUCGGUCUCAGACGCUACAACAACCGUAACACUAAUGCCACGCGGGCGAUAUCUGCACCGGCCAAUAUGCAGCGCUCACUGAGUAUACAACGCGAACAGACAAUCCCGGCGAUUGUCGCAAAGAAGCAAGCAAAAGCAGCGGGCGAGCCGCUGCGCCGGCUGACGAAGGGUAGCGGACGCCCAAUGGCAAAAAUGGAGGAGAUUCAGGUUUGGAACAUUUUCUAGAUCAUGUUAACCCUCCAGGGUCCAACUCAACCCAGGAAAAUCCCACCAAUAGAAACCUUAGUCUCCAGACCUGUAAUGUUGGAUGGAAUUUGUGUAUCUCAUGAGUUGACUUAUACCAUAAAGUUAUGAUGGCUAUGAAGGAACAACAAUUUGUCAAUUUCUAAAAGCAAAUUGGACUGGAAAUAACCCCAAAAUAGAGCCUUCUGAUUGGCUGAAUGCAGAUGAGAGUCUGAUUAGCCUUUACAGCUGGAACUAACGCUGUAUUCCGCCUUUUGGAAGUCCCUGAAUUGAGGAGAGUAGUAAACUAUCUUUGCAAAAUGCAUGAAAAUCCUCAGUGAGACCUUUACAGUUAUUAUCACUUUAUGAUAGCAUAAUGAAAUGGAGCAACAAUUAUGUUUCAAAUAUUCAAAAUAUUUAUCAUGGGUUUGUUAAAUUUUAACUGUAUGUUGUAUAAAAAGGAAUUUUGUUGACUGUAAUACAUGUUUACAUAUUUGUUAAUCCGGGUACCUAGUGUUAUGUUAUGGGCUCAGUUAUUGCUCUGGGCACAGAGCCCGGGAUCACAGAUGUUGAUGAGAGUAGAGGAAUGUUUACAUCUUAACUCCAAAGGGUUAUAACUGUUGGCCAUUUUGGUAACAGUUCACAAUAGAAGUCUCUUCGGAUGAAUAGCUCAACUGUAGAUUUGCAUAAUGGAAUACUCAUCCUGAGUAAACACUACUUUUGUACAUGUGCGAAUGUUUUAGAUUACAUGUAGUUGGUGGGCCGAAAGAUUUGAAGUAAAUCUAUAAUAGUUUACCAUAUUUAUAUAGUAUUUGACAAUAAUUAUGGAAGGACUGUGAUAUGAUAGGUUAUUUUUAGCACUGCAGUAGAUUACCAGAAAUCUACUGUUUAUUUAACGGUUUUAGCACAGAUUCCACUUUGUAUAUUUCAUGCAAUUAUUUUGCUCACCUGUUUGUUGUUGUGUCGCUGGUGAAAUAAUCCGUCCACAGAAACACAUUUUUUCAGCUCAAGUGUGUCAAAUCUGUCCUUCAAAUUGUGUUGAGUAGAUUGGUGCACGUCUGUUUUCUGAGCUGCUGGUUUUUUCACAGUAUCACGCUGGACACUUAUUCCACGAGGUGGCUUGUAGUCCUGAGAAUGUAUGUAGUUGAAUGACUUGUAGACAUUCCAGCAUGUUCUGCCAUUUCUAAUAAAACGUGUGA
Lineus longissimus is the source of this 5715-nucleotide messenger RNA. Its product is annotated as ankyrin and armadillo repeat-containing protein-like. Bases 173 to 4519 code for a protein of 1448 amino acids. Gene Ontology annotation, molecular function: protein binding. Lineage: Eukaryota; Metazoa; Nemertea; Pilidiophora; Heteronemertea; Lineidae. The record is from RefSeq and is a predicted model, not a curated record. The transcript has 19 exons.